Limanda limanda (common dab) is the source of this 1331-nucleotide messenger RNA. Its product is annotated as high mobility group protein B2-like. The coding region runs from base 159 to 767 and encodes 202 amino acids. Lineage: Eukaryota; Metazoa; Chordata; Actinopteri; Pleuronectiformes; Pleuronectidae. The transcript has 5 exons. Gene Ontology annotation, biological process: regulation of transcription by RNA polymerase II. Gene Ontology annotation, molecular function: DNA binding, bending. The record is from RefSeq and is a predicted model, not a curated record.
CCCAGUUUGAAAGUGAAGCAUCGUCUCCAGUCGCUGCUGCAGCGUCCGAACAUCAGCAAGAACCAGACCCGAGCCGAACCGAACCGAACCAGACCAGACCAGAUCCGGACCAGACCCGAACCAGACCCCCGCCUGCAGCUGCCCCCUGACCAGCCAUCAUGAUGAUGCGUAAAGACGUGAACAAGCCGAAGGGGAAGACGUCGGCGUACGCCUUCUUCGUUCAGACGUGUCGAGAGGAGCAGCGCAAGAAGAACCCGGAGCAGUCGGUCAACUUCGCUGAGUUCUCCAAGAAGUGUUCCGAGAGAUGGAAGGGUCUCACUGCCACUGAUAAGAAGUGUUUCGAGGACAUGGCGAAGGCCGACAAGGUUCGUUACAACCGGGAGAUGAGUGACUACGUCCCCCCCAAGGGCUACGGGAGGAAGGGCCGCAAGAGGAAAGACCCCAACGCACCUAAACGACCCCCGUCGGCCUUCUUCGUGUUCUGCAGCGAGUACCGACCCAGUGUGAAGCAGCAGUUCCCAGGUCUGUCUAUAGGCGACUGUGCCAAGAAGCUCGGAGAGAUGUGGAGCAAACUGACUCAGUCCGACAAGCAGCCGUACGAAGAGAAGGCUCAGAAGCUCCGGGAGAAAUACGACCGGGACAUGGUGGCGUACCGCGGCGGCGGCACGGCGUACGCCAGGAACCCGGGCUCCUCGGCUCAGGGCGCAGAGGAAGAGGAGGAGGACGAUGGGGACGACGAUGAUGAUGAGGACGACGAUGAUGAGUAGAGACGGCGAGCGGCGGCUGGACGAGCGAAGACGUGUGUGUGUUUCAGACGGUUUUAAAGGGUUAGGGGCGGGGUCUCUGACGGCUGAUUGAACGGAGGGAGACAGCGUCCUCCGUCUCCACGGCAACGUGUGACAGGAUGCUGUCUGAAUUCAAUCAGCUGAUCAUUUUAAUUAUUGAUUAUUGGGUCACGUUUUAUAUGAAGCGUUUUUCUCUUCGUUGUUCUGGGACCAAUCACAGACAAGAUCAAUAAUCGUAUUGAUGACACUUUGUGUGUCACGUGACCAGAGGUCAUUCUGAAACACACACACGCUGCAUCACUGUGUGUGUCAUCAGAUGUUAAACUGUCCACAGGACAGUACAGUAAACCCCCCCACCACUGUUACCAUGGUUACUCCUGCACCCUCCCCCGUACCCACUGUCCCCGUGUGUUGCCAUGGAAACCUGCCCCCUGUUCAUCUUGUUGUUUUUUUAUUUUCGUACUGGAGGAUCAUGGGAGUUUUUCUUUCCUCACUGUCAAAGUAGAAACUUCAACUUUUAUAAUAAAACGAGCAACUGAGGGAAAA